Momordica charantia (bitter melon) is the source of this 1167-nucleotide messenger RNA. Lineage: Eukaryota; Viridiplantae; Streptophyta; Magnoliopsida; Cucurbitales; Cucurbitaceae. The record is from RefSeq and is a predicted model, not a curated record.
AUGAACCCAGGUACUAUAUUUGAAUUGGAGUUGGAUGAUAGCAAGUACUUCAAAUAUGUCUUCAUGGCCAUGGGUCAAUCAAUUAGAGGUUUUAUGUGUUGCAUUCGACCAGUUUUGGUUAUUAACGGGGCACACCUUAAAGGGAAGUACGGAGGUGUAUUACUAACUACGUYUGCUAUUGAUGCGAAUAACCAAAUAUACCCAGUUGCUUUUGCAAUAGUYGGGAGUGAGAGCGUCGCAUCAUGGGUAUGGUUUAUGGCUCAAUUGAAGAGUGUUGUCGACACCGUUCAGAAUUUGGUCUUCAUUUCUGAUAGACAUGCCGCCAUCUGUAAAGCGAUUGAUGAGGUAUUUCCUACUGCAUUUCAUUGCUUUUGUAUACAUCAUCUAAAGAUGAACUUGCUGGCCAAAUUUAAAACGUCCGAGUUGGAGGAAUUAUUUUUUAAGGCUGCGAAGGCAUGUCGCGAGUCAUAUUUCAAUGAGAACUGGGUCCAACUGUGCGCACACCCAGGAGUGAGGGAAUAUGUGGAAGYUAUAGGAAAGGAACGAUGGGCUCGCUGCUUUCAGACGAAACUAAGAUACUYACAAAUGACCACCAAUAUUGCAGAGUCCGUUAAUGCCCUUUUUAGGCAUGCACGUAAGUUGCCAGUCACCGCAUUACUUGAUCAUAUCAGAGGUGUGUUGCAGAGGUGGUUCUACGAACGUCGGACGCUUGCUUCUUCACGUCAGAGUACGUUGUCUGACUACGCAGAGGAAAUGAUUGCCGAAGCUUCGGAUAAUGCACGGAGACANUCUGACUACGCAGAGGAAAUGAUUGCCGAAGCUUCGGAUAAUGCACGGAGACACAUUGUUAUGAACAUCGACCAGUUUAAUUUUGAGGUACGCGAUGGGAACCUCAAUGGGGACGUUGACUUGCAAUCGCAGACGUGUACUUGUCGGGAGUUCGAUUAUUUUAAAGUCCCGUGCUCCCAUGCUAUUGCUGCAGCCUGUUCUCGUAGCAUAAAUCCGUACACACUAUGCGAUGAGGCGUACACGGUCAACAGCUGGAUGUUGGCGUAUGCAGAACCAAUAUUUCCAGUGGGUUCAUCCUCAACAUGGAAGAGUUCUCCGGGGUUUGUGAAYAUCGAUGUUCAACCACCGAAGAAGGUCGUUAGGGUUGGACGGCGAUAG